Molecule: messenger RNA, 864 nt
Organism: Heterostelium album PN500
Lineage: Eukaryota; Evosea; Eumycetozoa; Acytosteliales; Acytosteliaceae
Exons: 4
Coding region: 1-864 (287 amino acids)
Source: RefSeq, a predicted model, not a curated record
AUGAAUAAAAACAUAAAUCCAGUAGAAUCCGGUACUUUCUUUAAAAUGUCUGAUCACGUAAAGGAUUUCUCUGAUGUUGAUAAUAACAGUCCAUUGUCCUUAAUUAAAUAUUUGAAAAGAGUCAACAAGCAUCCAGCUACCGCCAACAUUACUAGAAAGACCAAGGAAGAAUUGACAUUGGGAGAAGGUGACAAGAUUAUUGACUUUGGUUGCGGAUAUGGAAAGGAUUUAAAGAGUUUCUUGAAUAGAGUUGGUCCAAACGGUGAGGUAACUGGUAUUGAUAACAGUACAGCAAUGAUUGACUAUGCCAAGAAGAAGUUUGGUGACCGUCCAACCGUCAAAUUACAUGUUUUCUCUGCUGAAAAAGUUGAUUUGCCAUCAAAUUAUUAUGAUGUUGCAAGAUGUGAAAGAUUAUUACAACAUGUUCCAAAUCCAGUUGCCGUUAUCGAUGAGAUGAUCAGAGUGACAAAGGAUGGAGGUAUGGUAGCCAUUUCCGAUACCGAUUGGACCAGCUCCAAGAUCUACUGUCCAGAGCGUCUGAGAGAUGUUACCGAUCGUAUUUUGAAUACCAAGUUCAACUGUCACCCGGGUGUUGCCAACGAGUUGUUCUCUUUGGUCAAUCCAAAGUUGAAGAAUACCAAGGUCAGAGGAUACAUGAUUCAAGCUACCUCGUGGGAGUUUGCCAAGGUAGUCACACUCGACCUGAGAGCAAAGCGUGCAUUGGAUCUCAAAGUCAUCACCCAAGAGGAAUACAACGACUGGGUCGAAACCAUGAAAGAUUUAGAUAGAAAAGGUCAAUUCUAUCAUAGCAUCGAUUACGUCUCUGUUUGUGGUGUCGUAAAGAAAACUCAAUCAAACUUAUAA